AUGUUAAACGGGCAGGAGCCCAACAUGAAUGGUCUUUCCCUAGAGGCCAACGAUCGACUUAACGCUUAUUUCUCACUGGACAGUGAACGACAGGCCUUCAUGCGAACUAUUCUGCAAAGAAUCGAGGCAGAUCAACAGAGGAUAUCUGACUUGGAGCUUGACCUCGAAGAUCAGAAGAAAUCUCGGGCUUCAUACCAGGCCCAGUCCAUCAAUCUGGACAAUGAGCUCCAAAGACAGCGCCAGAAAGUUAGCAAAGGCUCAUUUGUCGUCGUGCUGAUCGAUGGCGACGGUGCCAAGUUUAGAGAAGAAUACCUUCGCGACACCAUUGGUGGCGCUGAGAAGGCCGCGUUGAAACUCAAGCAGGCUGUCCGAGACAAUUUUAGAGGAACGAGCCUCGGUCACGAUGACAUUCCCAUCCUCGUCCGAGUCUAUGCUAAUCUGAACGACUUGUCCAAGUCGCUGCGCAUGUCCCAUGUCAUCGACUAUGAUGACGACAUGCGCUUGUUUGCCGAGAAAUUCACCAACACCCGUGCCGACUUUGACUUCAUCAACGUCGGUAAAGGCAAAGAGAAUGCUGAUGCUAAGAUGAGACGAAUGCUUAGUCACUACCAAAACAACAUUCAGUGCAAGAAGAUCUUCCUGGCUGGAUGCUGCCACGAUAAUGGCUACCUCCACGAUCUCCGAGAUUAUGCUGGCAUUGCGGAUAAUAUAGUACUGAUAGAGACAACCCCUGCCGAGUCGGGCUUCAGAUCCCUUCAGUUCCCCAUUCUACGUUUCGACGAGGUUUUCAGAUCAGAACCGUUGAACAACGAGACAAAGCGUGUGGUCCAGACCAUGCCCAUCAGGAGCUACUCGCCUCCGCAGUCAACGCCUGGUCCGAUCGCACGACCCAUUCAUUUUGUACAGAAGCCUCCUCCUGGCUUUUCGCCUAUCUAUCCUGAACAGGCAACGCCAGUAAUGAAGACCAUGAUGCCUACUCCUGCCUCACCGGGUCAGACCAACUCUACCGUUGGUCGCCAACCUCAACUUUCGCCUCAACCUGCAUCUCAGCCGACGCCUCAACCUCAGGGGCCUGCGCGUACACCGAGUGUCAUCAGCUCCGGCAAUGGAGGUACCUCGAUCAGUUACGCAACGGCAGGCGGAGCCGUGGACCACCGGAACGUCACCGUCAAGACCUCGAAGCCCAAGAAGCAAUCCAAAGCUAUAUUUUACAACGAUGACCAACAUCGGGUCGAUACGCAAAUCUCGCAUCCGCCAAGAACCCAGGCGCAGACGUCUUACCAGGCCAAGUUUCAGACUAUCAAGCCGUCCGUCUUUUGCAAUGACCAUUAUCUCAAGGGCAGCUGCCAGUGGGCAAAUAAAUGCGACAAGACUCAUGACGUAGAGUUGACCAGCGCUGAGCUUGCCAUUCAUCGCUACAAGGCUCGAACAAGUCUUUGUCCGGCCGGUCCUUGGUGUGUCGACUAUGGUUGCUACCUCUCCCAUCAUUGUCCUCGUGAACACUGCACUCGUGGGGACAUGUGCCCAUUUUCAUAUACCGAUAGAUAUGGAGAUUUGCACUAUUCCAAGGAGCAGCUCCAGCCCGCUACCAAAUGGACGGAAGGAGUUGAUAUACCCGAGCAUGUGUGA
Molecule: messenger RNA, 1629 nt
Organism: Anthostomella pinea
Lineage: Eukaryota; Fungi; Ascomycota; Sordariomycetes; Xylariales; Xylariaceae
Source: the annotation of a GenBank genome assembly